UAUAUCCAAAGAGUUUCUUUUCUUAGUUCACCAGAAUAAAGAAAUAGUAGUGUCUUCUCUCUCUCUCCUCUUUAAAACUUAUCAACCAUUUGGAAAAUGAGUUUAAUUGUGAAGUUUUUGGGGGUUCUGUUGCUGUAUGGACUGUUCUCCUGUCCUGUUUCAUCCACCAAAACUCAUAACUACGAGUUUGUUAUAAAAGAAGCUAAUUAUACUCGGCUUUGUGACACAAAGAGCAUUCUGACUGUGAAUGGACAGUUCCCUGGGCCAACAAUUUAUGCUCGAAAGGGUGACACCAUCAUUGUGAAGGUUAUUAACCAUGCAGGGUACAACAUCACCAUCCACUGGCAUGGCGUCGAUCAGCCAAGGAACCCUUGGUCGGAUGGGCCGGAAUACAUCACACAGUGCCCUAUCCUGCCUGGCAAUGAGUUCAGCUAUGAGAUCAUUCUCUCAGAAGAGGAAGGCACCAUGUGGUGGCAUGCACACAGUGACUGGGACAGGGCUACUGUCCAUGGUGCCAUCUACGUCUACCCAAAGCUUGGUUCAUCCUUUCCCUUUGCCAAACCCUACAAGGAGAUUCCCAUCAUACUGGGCGAGUGGUGGAAGGCAGAUGUGAAUCAAGUCUUGGCUCAGGCCCUGCUCACUGGCGGUGCUCCAAAUAUCUCUGACGCCUAUACCAUCAACGGUCAGCCAGGAGAUCUAUACCAGUGUUCCAAACAAGGGACUUUCACUGCACAAGUUGAGCAUGGAAAGACCUACCUUCUCCGAGUGAUCAACGCGGCCAUCAACAACGAACACUUCUUUAGCAUUGCAGGACACAGACUCACAGUGGUUGGCACUGACGCAAGUUAUACCAAACCAUUUGUUACAGAUUUCAUCAUGAUCACCCCCGGCCAAACAAUGGAUUUGAUGCUUGUCGCUGAUGCACCAAUUAACACAUCAUCAUCAUCCAACAACCGCUUUUACAUGGCAGCUAGGCCUUAUGCUAGCGCGGUAGGAGUGACCCAUGAUAACACCACCACUACCGCCAUAUUAGAGUACAUCACUCCUGGAACAAACAAGACAGUGGUAGACUCAUCUCCAGUCUUCCCAUCUCUUCCAGCUGAGAAUGAUACUGAUGCCGCCACGGCUUUCGUCGCUGAGCUUCGGAGUCUGGCAACCAAAGAGCACCCGGUUGAUGUCCCCCAGACCAUCAAUGAACGGGUGAUCAUAACCGUAGCUGUGAACGUACGUCCAUGUGAAGAGAACAAUACAUGUCUUGGCCCUUUCAACAAUAGGUUCGCAGCUAGUCUAAACAACAUAAGCUUUGAAUUCCCAACGAUAGACAUACUAGAUGCUUACUACCAUCAAAUUUCCGGGGUUUAUGAAGAAGGCUUUCCUCCAGAACCCCCACUGAUUUACAAUUUCACUGGUGAUAACUUGCCAAGAUACUUAUUGACACCUAGAAGGGCGACAGAGGUGAGGAUGGUUGAGUAUAACACGACCAUAGAAGUGGUGUUUCAAGGAACUAACCUACUGGCUGGAGAGAACCACCCUAUGCAUUUACAUGGCCAAAGAUUCUAUGUGGUUGGAAGGGGCUUUGGUAACUUUGAUGAGGAUAAGGAUCCACAAGGGUACAAUCUUGUGGACCCCCCUUUGGAAAAUACUGUUGGUGUUCCAACUAAAGGGUGGGCUGCAGUAAGGUUCAAAGCCAAGAAUCCAGGUGUUUGGUUCAUGCAUUGUCAUUUUGAUCGCCAUCUUAGUUGGGGGAUGGACACUGUGUUCAUUGUGAAGAAUGGUGCUACACCUGAUUCUAAGAUCUUGCCGCCUCCUCUGGACAUGCCCAAGUGUUAAGAGAAACAUCUUCUUUGAGAAAAUCAUAUUGAGAACAAACAAAAUUUGGUUAUGUUAUUAAAACAAAUAAAUAUAUAGAUCUUCAGAAUUCAUCUAUUUGAUAAGUGUAUCUUGAAAAAAUAAUUAUAGCUAAAAAUUGAA
Dioscorea cayenensis subsp. rotundata (Guinea yam) is the source of this 1971-nucleotide messenger RNA. RefSeq names its product putative laccase-9. Gene Ontology annotation, molecular function: copper ion binding; hydroquinone:oxygen oxidoreductase activity. Gene Ontology annotation, biological process: lignin catabolic process. Gene Ontology annotation, cellular component: apoplast. The record is from RefSeq and is a predicted model, not a curated record. Lineage: Eukaryota; Viridiplantae; Streptophyta; Magnoliopsida; Dioscoreales; Dioscoreaceae.